Molecule: messenger RNA, 270 nt
Organism: Tetrahymena thermophila SB210
Lineage: Eukaryota; Ciliophora; Oligohymenophorea; Hymenostomatida; Tetrahymenidae
Exons: 2
Source: RefSeq, a predicted model, not a curated record
AUGACUCUUGAAGGUCAUGAUAUUCCAAUUUUAGCAUUUAAAAAUUUACAUGCUGGAUACAGUUAAAUGCUUAUCGGUAUAAGCAGAAAUUUAGUGAUUGAAUGGGAUUUACUGAAGUCAAGUGUAAAUUUAACUGAUUAUUUAUAUGUUAAUAUGUCCCUAUAGACACCUUUCGACUUAUAUAUUAAAGCUACUCUGUAUUAAAACUAAUCUUAAUAGAAAAGAAUAAUUUUUUUAUUUAAACAAACACUAAAAAAUAAUAGUCAAUGA